Messenger RNA from Trichoplusia ni (cabbage looper), 2624 nucleotides. RefSeq names its product mothers against decapentaplegic homolog 6 (gene Dad). The record is from RefSeq and is a predicted model, not a curated record. The coding region runs from base 323 to 1273 and encodes 316 amino acids. The transcript is spliced from 5 exons. Gene Ontology annotation, cellular component: heteromeric SMAD protein complex. Gene Ontology annotation, molecular function: I-SMAD binding; transcription regulator inhibitor activity. NCBI's taxonomy places the organism in Eukaryota, Metazoa, Arthropoda, Insecta, Lepidoptera, Noctuidae. Gene Ontology annotation, biological process: SMAD protein signal transduction; anatomical structure morphogenesis; cell differentiation.
CCGAACAUGACGCAUCUUUUUAUGGAUAAAUCUGCAAUAAAUUAUAAAAUCUGCCAGGGGUGAUUUGUAUUUUUUGAAACACUUUAACUUAACGCGUUUUGCUUCCUUAACUAUCUUUAGCAUAAUUAAUUAUUCGUGGAACAAAUAUCGGGGUAAAUAAUAUUGUAGUGUUGCACACAAGGCCGCGUCACUGCACUAGCCGGCGGAGCGUUAUGUCCGUCAGUCGAGUGCCCGCACGCGGCGAGCUAUGACGUGCCGCCAGCGUGAGUGUGUCGCGUGGCGCGAACGGCCGCGCGACUUGUGACCCCGUCGUCGGCAUGUGAUGUUCCGGAGACGCGCGCUGCGGCGGCGGCUGGCGGCGGCCGGCGCGCCUUCCUUGCCGGACGACCAGCUGCGGCGGCUCGCGAGGGCGUUGGACGCGGGCGCCGCCGGCGGGGAGUGCGUGCCGGCCGGUCACGCCGCCUCACAACUCCGGCUCGCCGUCACCCGCGCCUUCAGGUUCCCCGACCUGCGAGACUCCAGCGAGCUGCGGCGGCUGCCGCUCUGCGCCGACCAGGACUGCUGCAACCCGUACCACUGGAGCCGCCUCUGCAAGCCCGAAACCCCUCCUCCACCUUACAGUCGUUACGCAAUGGAAGACCUCAAACCUAAAGAACACGGAGAGAGUACAGAGGAUGCACGGAGGACGAACCACGAGCGGCUUGUCACGGGGUCCCUGGCUACUGACGGUGAAGAACGUCAGAGCUGGGAGUCAGAAUGGUGUCGGCUUGCAUACUGGGAGCUGACGCAGAGGGUGGGUCGCCAGUUCGGAGUCAGGGUGAGGGCUGUGGACGUCUUCGGAGGCGGAGGAGGCGCCUGUGGGUCAGGCAGGCACGGGCUGUGCUUGGACGCCUUGGACCAAAGGGGGGAUGCACCGCAAGCUGAGCAGGUGAAAAAAACAAGAGCAAAGAUCGGUCUCGGCGUCACCCUGUCACUGGAAUCUGAUGGCGUGUGGCUUUACAACCGGAGUCAGGAGCCAGUGUUCGUCAGCUCACCAGCGCUAGACGCAGCAGCUGCCAAAGCCUUGUUAGUGUGGAGGGUGGCUCCAGGCCACUGCCUCUGCAUCUUCGAUCCCUCGUGCCCGCCGCCAGCGGUCUCGUUGCCCCACAUCGGCCCCGUAGACCCCAGGUCCGUGAGGAUCUCGUUCGCGAAGGGCUGGGGCCCGAAGUACUCGCGGCGGGACGUGACAGCGUGCCCCUGCUGGCUUGAAGUCCUGCUGGCGCCCCCGAGCUGACGCUAAUAGAGUGCAGUGCUUUUCGCGAGGCUAUUUGCUUUGGAAACUUAAUUAACGUACUAGGUGUUGUGAUAGCUCAAAAUACUCAGUUAUUUGUCAUGCACCUUUACUUUUAACUCUUAAAGUAGGAUCUUUGCCUUUGUGGAAGCGAGACGGUGCUAUACGUCCCGUAUAGAGCCGUGUCGCUUCCACAACGGCAAUAGUCCUGUAUUGAGAGCUCUAAGUAAGUGGACGGACUUUAAGUUCCAAUUGUACGGUCUUGGUCGAACCCAAAGCAAAUAGCCUCACAAACAUUUUGAACUAAGUGGAAAACAGACCAUAAGUGAAGUGCAGACAUUUUUAAAUGAACUCAGUGAAGUUUUAUUAUUGGACCUUAUACACGCUGAAGGAAGCGGUCAUCUAGGUAAUAUUAAAGCAAUAGUGGAGUCCUGCUCGCUCCCUUAAAAUAGAGCAUAAACAUACACAUUAUUAUAUAAAGCUUAAUGCCAAUAAUAUUUAACAGGUGACACAUUUUCCAUGGCCUGAAGUGUAGAGUGCGUUGCGUUGGCGACCACUCGGUAUUUUUACAUCUCUUGUUAAUAAUGGUACAUUAUGUUUUGUUAUCAUUAUGUAUUUGUUACUUAAAUACCUGUAAUGCCGUUACAUAGACUUAUAAAAUACUAGUCUACAUACAAGUUCUUGGUACUUUAGUGUUAAAGUAUCAAGACGGCAGAAUGCGUAAUUUUUUAAAGUCAUUUUUGACUCUUACCAUAAUAAUGUAAAUAGUUUUGUUGGUUAACGUGCGUAUGGGGCCUUGCUUGUUGGUUAAUUCUACGUUAUUUGAGGGUACUUGUGAAAAAUACUGGACUGUAUACGACUUCAUGUUUUCAUUUUCAUUAUUUUCAGGGUACCGUGAUUAAAUAACUUCUUUCUGUUGUUACUUUAAUUCCUAAAAGAGUAAAAUUCAAAAUUUCCCUGAGAUUUGCAGAUAAUUUAUCUUUGUUUUACACCUUGAUUUUCUAAACUAAGCUCUGUUUUUAUAUAAUGUUUAAUUUUUGUGGUUAUCACGGCACCCUACUUCAUUAAUAUCAUAUUAUUGUAAUCGCAGUGCCAUUUAGAUAUUCUCAUAAGUUGGAGCUAGCCAACUUAGUUGCGGAGUACUCAGAUACACGGCAGUAUUUCCCACGGAACCCUCACCAUCGAAUCUGAGGCCUUAUCAUGUAAAUAGUUGACUAUUCAAGUCAUUCAUACUGUACAUAUUGUAUAAAAACUCGGCUUUAAGACAAUGCGAGACUGUAUAUAUAAUGUUACAUAUAUGUACUAUAAAUAUUUGUAAUUAAUUAUUUAUAAUUAUGAAAUAUGCCUUACCUUA